GACCGAACGCGUCCGUACUCUCUCCAACAUCUCCCUGCAUCGCCGCCCUCGUGAAUUGCACCGCCAGCCGUCGACCGCCUCCUACGUUUCGUAUUCCGUAUACCGCCAAACCAUGGGCCCCAGUAUUUUGAGGGACGCUGAAGUUACUCGAAAGCUACUCGAAUAUGUCCUCGAUUCGCAGAAUGGAAAGAGGUCUUUGUCGAGGAUGGCGAGGACGUGCAAGGCUCUCUGCGAGCCGGCGUUGAACCUGCUUUGGAGGGAGAUGGAUUCCUUGAUCCCGCUUAUUUCAUUGUUUCCGAAUCAUCUAUUUAAGAGGACGAGACGUCCUGGCUUAGGCUUGGCUGCCAUGCCGGUCGAAGAGGACUGGAACAGACUUAUUGCAUAUGGGCAGCGUGUGCGACGCCUUACUUACGACGAGAGCGCCAAGAGCAUCUCUCCCUCCAUCUUUCCCGUUCUAGAAGAGCAUCGUCCCAGGACGUAUAUUCUUCCCAACCUUACCACCCUCAUCUGGCGUGUCGAGACUCCCGCGGGCCUGGAUCGUUGCCAGCUUUUCAUGAACCCUGACCUGCAAGGCCUCGUGCUGGAGAUCGGCACGCGCUUCCCGCAGCUUGCGACCUUCUUCACCGACCUUUCACUUCACACGAGGUUGACCUCGUUGUCGGUCGUGUCACCCACGAAUCUUCCGGAUGACUUUCCGCGCCUUCUCGCUCCCCAGACAGACUUGGAGAAGCUCUCGUUGGUGGCUCCAGGUGCGCUUUCGCCCGGCGUAGGCAAAUGGGCUGCAUCUCUUCCGGCCCUGCGCAGUUUGCAGGUCGACUUGACAGGGAGAUCUACGAUAGCUGUGGAGGGGUUUUUCGACGACAUUGAAUCGAGGUCAGGAUAUAGCACUCCGGGAUCUCCCAAUGCAGGCGAAGAUAUCGAUUUCUCGAGCAUCAGGAGGUCGACUCUGAAAUUGACAGGCGACCGCGCGCCGAUCAGAGGUGCCUUCAUACCGCUGCGCCAUUUGCAUUUAACAGGCGAAGUGGCGAACGUGGUGGUAUUUUUGAGACAUGUGGCGAGUCCUGUCUCGCAGAUGGACUUGGUCAUCGAGGACCCAUUCGACAAAGCAGAUUGGCAAGAUCUCUGUAUCCUGUUAUCGCAAUCGUUUGGCGACUCGCUGCAGUCGCUGCGCGUAUCUGCGAGUGGAGCAUCGCGUUUCGCCGAUCUCGUCCGGUCCACUUCUAGAGGAGAACUCGCAGCCAAGCGUUUGUCUUUGGACAGUUUGUCGACUUUGCCCGCUCUGGUGCGGCUCGAUAUCGACCUUCCAGAGUCGGUCAUCUUCCAUAACUCCGAUAUCGCCAAGCUUGCAGAGGCGUGUCCGAACAUCGAGAUCUUGCGACUAUGCCCCGUCGCACGCUUCCCGAUCUCGGCAGGUCCUCCCAAGGUCACCUUGGAGGGCCUCGCGCAUCUCACAGCCAACUGUCGACGUCUUCAUACCAUCGCGAUCGCCGUGAAUGGCCAACCCGGGAGCAAUGAGAUCUUCGAAAUUCCUGCAUCCUCACGAUCUCUUCUCCGCCUGCACGUCGGUCACUCGUGGGUCCGUGACCCUCUCCAGGUCACGAUCCUCUUGUCCCAUCUUGCGCCCUACCUCGAUUCUUUCAAAUGGUUCCACGAGAAGAACCGACCUGGGUUCAUUGAGACGCACGCACAAGGCUGGGCACGCGUUGCAGAGAUGCUUCCACACCUUCAGUCACUGCGCCUUGUCGAACGCAGAGCGGCAGCGCAGCAAGUGCCAGACCCUCCGGCGAAGGUGAACAAGGCCGUCGAUGCUACUCCCCUGGUGGUCAGCAGAGGAAUGUCGGCCGUCGUGAGGACAGCAGAGGCUGAGAUCCAAUUCGCGCCCUCGACUAUGAGCCGAUUCGUCGAGGCGAAGCCAGCUCACCUCUCCGUGUCGGUUGAGGCUAUACCCGCCGUCAAGGAACAAGAGAUCGACGCUGUUCCUCCCGUCUUCGAGCAGUCGGUGGACGCUACGCCCUCGGUCUUCUCGCAAGGGAUCAAUGCAAUCGUUGAGACCGCAGCCAAAUACGUCGAUGCUUCCAUCUAUCCUGAAUUGAAGAUGGCCGACACGCCCCAGAGAACGUACUAUCCGCGAUUGUACGUACCUCCGGUGGUAAGUGGCGCAGUGUCACUGGCCUGGAAGGCGAUGGUCUUUGGGCCCAAUCUCAUGACCUCUCGCCUGCACGACAUUUGGUCGUUGACGCCCUUCCGCGUGUAUGCACACAAAAACGAACCAGCACGGGAAAAACUGGCCAACGGCGCCACGGAAACUGAAAAAGGAAAGGUCGGCGUAUCAAAGUUGAACGGCACUAGCAAUGGCGACAUCUCCCCCGUCUGUAUAUAACUCCCUCGCCUUACCUUACUAUGGAACCCGGUUACUUACUGCUACGCUUAUGGUGCCGAUGUAGGACGUGUCGGACAGCGCGCUUGACCCCCAUACCACAUAUGACUGUAUGAAUUCUGACGACCAUGUUCCUUAUGAUAAUCAUGCAUCCUCUCUUGACAUACCUUCCA
This is a messenger RNA of Heterobasidion irregulare TC 32-1, 2550 nucleotides long. RefSeq lists its product as uncharacterized. Bases 113 to 2380 code for a protein of 755 amino acids. The transcript is spliced from 2 exons. The record is from RefSeq and is a predicted model, not a curated record. NCBI's taxonomy places the organism in Eukaryota, Fungi, Basidiomycota, Agaricomycetes, Russulales, Bondarzewiaceae.